Aquila chrysaetos chrysaetos is the source of this 9423-nucleotide messenger RNA. RefSeq names its product cadherin 12 (gene CDH12). The transcript is spliced from 13 exons. NCBI's taxonomy places the organism in Eukaryota, Metazoa, Chordata, Aves, Accipitriformes, Accipitridae. Gene Ontology annotation, molecular function: calcium ion binding; cadherin binding. The record is from RefSeq and is a predicted model, not a curated record. Gene Ontology annotation, biological process: calcium-dependent cell-cell adhesion; cell morphogenesis; homophilic cell-cell adhesion. Bases 751 to 3135 code for a protein of 794 amino acids. Gene Ontology annotation, cellular component: plasma membrane; adherens junction; catenin complex.
GUGCACCUUGAGAAACAGCAUGCAAAAGCACAUUUGUUUAAGUCCUCAGAUGGUUAACAUUGUGCAUAACCUCCUCACAAAUUACAGCCUCAGCUGCAGCACAUCCAUUAGUCUGGAAGAAUGAAGAUUCCCAAGCGGCCCUGGUGCCUUUCCCAAUUCCCUUGCGACCCACCAAUCCUCUCAGUGCUUUCUCCGCAUGUAGGGAGUGUUCAGAGCUAAUCAGGUCAAUGAUCAUCUCACGGCUCAGGGGACAUGACAGGAGCCUAUCACAGCAGUUACACGAUCUUCCAGACCUGAGCACGCUUGCUGAGAAUCUCAUGUUAAGAAACAUUGCUUUGGUGCCUCUUCUCUCACUCCCGAGGAGCCUCUGAGGAUUUCAGCUUAUCUUUUCUCUCUCUCUCCUUUAGACAGUGAAGAGUUCAACAUCAACGAAAAAAAGGCAGAGCAGUAUGCAGCUACCCGGAGGGUGUUGAUUGAAACUUAGAUUACCCCCAAAUCAGUGUUGAUUUGAUUGAUGCUCCAGCUCUACCAGAGACAAGAUUUCAAUUAAGGUAACAAACCAAGGGUCCCUUUAGAUGGAAUUUAAUGCGGCAAAAACCUUGUCAUCAGAAGGAUUAAUGCCUGCAUUAGCAUUUCUGCAAUAAAAUCAGAAGCUAAGUGGUGGAGGCCACAGACACCUCAAACCUGGAUUCCUCUGCUCUGCAUUAAGUGCUGGAGUUUUUAUUACUUGCUGUAGGGAAGCCGUUGCCAAUGCUUACAAGGAACUGCUUAUCCCUGCUUCUCUGGGUCCUGUUUGAUGGAGGUCUCCUAACGCCACUGCAUCCACAACCGCAACAGACUUUAGAAGCAGAGCCAAGAGAAAAUGUUGUCCCAGUGCCAGGGAGGAGGUCAUCUGCCCAGCGAGUCAAACGAGGCUGGGUGUGGAAUCAAUUUUUUGUGCUGGAGGAGUACAUGGGCUCCGAACCUCAGUAUGUGGGAAAGCUUCAUUCUGACUUGGACAAGGGAGUGGGCACUGUUAAAUACACCCUUUCAGGAGAUGGUGCUGGUACGGUUUUCACCAUUGAUGAGACCACAGGAGACAUUCAUGCCAUAAGGAGCCUAGAUCGAGAAGAAAAACCUUUCUACACACUCCGGGCUCAGGCUGUGGAUGUUGACACAAAGAAACCACUAGAGCCUGAAUCAGAGUUCAUCAUCAAAGUGCAGGACAUUAACGAUAAUGAGCCAAAGUUCCUGGAUGGGCCUUAUGUUGCCAGUGUCCCAGAAAUGUCUCCAGUGGGAGCAUAUGUGCUACAAGUAAAGGCAACAGAUGCUGAUGAUCCUACUUAUGGAAACAGUGCUAGAGUGGUUUACAGCAUUCUUCAGGGGCAGCCAUAUUUCUCCAUUGAUCCGAAGACAGGUGUAAUAAGAACAGCUUUGCCAAAUAUGGACAGAGAAGUGAAAGAACAAUACCAAGUGCUGAUCCAAGCCAAGGACAUGGGAGGACAGCUGGGAGGACUAGCUGGUACUACCACUGUAAACAUUACUCUCACGGAUGUCAAUGACAACCCGCCCAGAUUUCCUAAGAGUAUCUUCCAUUUAAAAGUACCUGAGUCCUCUCACGUUGGUUCUGCUAUUGGAAGGAUCAGAGCUGUGGACCCUGAUUUUGGGAAAAAUGCAGAAAUCGAGUACAAUAUAGUUCCAGGAGAUGGAGGAAACUUGUUUGACAUCACAACAGAUGAGAACACCCAGGAAGGAGUCAUCAAACUGAAAAAGCCAUUAGACUUUGAAACAAAAAAGGCAUACACCUUUAAAGUCGAGGCCUCCAAUCUCCAUCUUGACCAUCGGUUUCACUCGGUGGGUCCAUUCAAAGAUACUGCCACUGUGAAGAUAAAUGUGUUGGACAUGGACGAACCUCCAGUUUUCAGCAAGCCUGUGUACACCAUGGAGGUUUACGAGGAUACGCCUGUGGGGACCAUUAUAGGUGCAGUGACAGCACAAGACCUCGAUGCCGGCAGCAGCUCGGUUAGAUACUUCAUCGAUUGGAAGAAUGAUGUGGACAGCUACUUUACAAUAGAUGCUACUGAAGGAACCAUUGCUACUAAUGAAAUACUGGACAGAGAAAGCACAGCACAGUACAAUUUCUCUAUAAUUGCAAGUAAAGUUAGUAACCCACUAUUAACCAGCAAAGUCAACGUUAUAAUAAAUGUCCUGGAUGUCAACGAGUUUCCUCCUGAAAUUUCAGUUCCAUAUGAGACAUCUGUAUGUGAAAAUGCCAAGGCAGGACAGGUGAUACAGACUGUCACUGCAGCAGACAAAGAUUUGUCACCAGCUGGGCAAAGGUUUUCCUUCAGACUGUCACCUGAGGCUUCCAACAAACCAAAUUUCACAAUCCAUGACUACAGAAACAACACAGCUGGGAUUGAAACCAGGAGAAAUGGUUACAGCAGAAGGCAGCAAGAGCUGUACUUUCUUCCAGUAGUAAUAGAAGAUAGCAGUUACCCUGUCCAGAGCAGCACAAACACAAUGACUAUCCGUGUUUGCAGAUGUGAUUCUGAUGGUACCAUCCUGUCCUGCAACGUGGAAGCAAUCUUCUUACCAGUAGGCCUCAGCACAGGAGCGCUGAUUGCAAUCUUGCUGUGUAUUGUUAUACUUCUAGUCAUUGUGGUACUGUAUGUAGCACUACGGAGGCAGAAGAAAAAGGACACCCUGAUGACCUCUAAAGAAGACAUCAGAGACAACGUUAUCCAUUAUGAUGAUGAAGGAGGUGGAGAAGAGGACACCCAGGCUUUCGACAUAGGUGCCCUGAGGAAUCCCAAAGUGAUUGAAGAUAACAAAAUACGCAGAGACAUAAAACCAGACACCUUGCGUUUUCCACGUCAGAGACCACCAGUGGAAGAUAACACAGACAUAAGAGAUUUCAUUAAUCAAAGGCUGCAGGAAAAUGAUGUAGAUCCAACUGCACCCCCUUAUGACUCCUUGGCAACCUAUGCUUAUGAAGGAAAUGGAUCUGUUGCAGAGUCUCUCAGCUCUAUAGACUCCCUAACUACAGAGGCAGACCAGGAUUAUGACUAUCUGAGUGACUGGGGACCUCGCUUUAAGAUCUUGGCAGAUAUGUUUGGAGAAGAAGAAAGUUAUAACCCUGACAAAGUCACUUAAGUACACCUACAACAGUGAAAUAAAAAGAAAAGUAAACCAACAACAAAUUUAAAAGAUAAACCUAAGCUUUAUAAUAGGACAGGAUUCCUUUGAUUAUAAAAGACAGCAACUGUUUUCAGCAAGUUACUACAUUUAUCAUACUGUCAGUUUUGGUUUGAUCUGCGAAGGAAAGAUAAAUCCUGUAAUAUACACAGGUUUUUGUUGUUAUUUUGUUACUCUGGAAUUACACUGAGACAAGCUCAGGCCUACAAGGUACAGUUUACUGACCUGACUUAGAAAGAAGAUAGCUUUCUGGCAUCACGGUGGAAGAGUGGUAGCUUUUUCGUAAUUCCACUAAAGUGCCUAUUGAAACUUUUAUCAUUUAAAUGGUAAAGAGUCUGCUGUGAUGGUGUUACAAAACUGAAUGGUAAAUUGGACAAGAACUUCAAGACAAGAAGCAAUAGCAACAUGCUGACUUCUUUUAGAACAAAAAAAGAGAUCACUUCCUGGAGUAUAUCUAAUGACUAAAACUAAGGGGGGGGGGGGGUGUACGUUGUGUUUGCGGGUUAUGUUUGUUUUUUUAAAAGAAGAAAACAGUAUGUCAAGAUGUCAUAUUUCUUCUUCCAAAAUUCCACUGGAAAUUUAAACUUAAAAUGCUAUUGCUCACUCUUAAGAUGUAAAGCCCAAAUUAAAAAGGAAAAGUUCUUAGCAUACAUCAAUGAAUAUUUAAAAUGUUCAUGCAAAUAUUACAUUUUCCCAAAAUAAUAAAAAGGUGAAAGCAGCUGUUCCUUUAUGUGAAGGAAAUUUCCCUUGGCUCCCCCUCUUCUUUUAAAAUGAGACUAUUACUAGAACGUAAAAUGGAGAGGGUUUUUUUAAGACUAUUACUGUAUUUUUAAUACCAAGACUUUUUUUUUCCCUUGUAAGUAUCACUAAAGAAGUAUAUGUAAAAAACUCCACAUCACUUUUCUUUGCAAUUAGAUUGUUGCUCUGUAGGUACUAUAGGCAUACAUGUUAUAGAGAUAGUUAUUUUUCAACUGACCAUCUACUACAGUUCAGCAUAUCAUUGUAUUUCACUGUCAGACCCACAUCAAACAUUUUAAAAAGCUUUUGAGGAUGGAAACCUUAUUAAUUUUGUUCUUGCCAAAAUAUUAACAAAGGCAGAAUAAAAAUAUAAAACAGUAUGUUUGUCCACACUUUAUGUACAUACCCAUGCGUAAAUGUAGCUGUGCAGGUAACAGAAGUACAGAUACACGCAAGGCAUUAUGCCAUGGAAGAUCUCCUGUAAAACUAUUUCAUGUGACUUUUUCUGAUGAUCUAAGGCAUGGACAUUUUGUAAGACAAUGGUUUAUGGCCCCUGAAGUGCAUAUAUCCUUAUAUUCUCCUUCUAAAAUCUCUGCAGUGCUAUAGAAUCUCCGAGCUCUACUCAUGAUUAAUGGCACUGGCAAGGUCAGCCCAAGUCUUUCAUGAAUCAGAAGUCUUUUAUUCACCUCAGGUCUACAGCUUACUUUCUGUAGCAUUGAAUAAUUAAUAGCUAUCAGAUAUACUUAGCUCACAAGUCUGAUAUUAACAUACGCAAAGUUCCCUUUACUCUCUUGGGGAAAUGUAAAGGUAUUUCAAAGUUGUGUAAAUUAAUCUCCCAAUGACACCUUAAAAGGUGUAUAGUUUAAAUAAGUUUUGGAUCGUUCGGUACAAUUGGACAGGGCUGCAUUAAAAGCACGAUUAGCAUAGCUUCUACCAGCAGAGUGCUGAGGAAAAGACAGCAUAUGGUAACAAGAAAGGUUUGUGGUUUUUUUCACUAUCACCAAAGGUAUCCUAUGUUCCCUGAAAGACAAACUGAGCCAACAAAAGCUCUCUUCUCACAGGAUAGGGAAGCAGAUGGAGCGGCAGGGCCCAUUUGCCAGCAUAGCAAGUUUUCACAUGGAAGGUGAUGUUUUUAAUUUUCACACAUCUUGCCAGCAUAGAAAAGGCAACUUGAUUCUGCAGAGUGGGCCUAAAACAGAGCUCUGAAAAAAAAAAAAAAAAAAAAAAAGAAAAAAUUAUAUAUUUGCUACUAGUUACAACACAGGUUUAAUUCAUAUAAAAUUCACAGUUGUGGAGGCACUUAGCAAUACUUCCUCAUGUAGCAUACGCACAGCAAUGCUUCCUACCCUGCAGCCACAGCUACAAUAAGUGUCUGACACUGCUCACUUACGGAUGUGCACUCCUUUAGCCAAACUCUGCUCUUAGUAACUGUAUUAGUCCUUUACAGGUAUUUCACUAGUAAAGUCAACAUAAGUGAGAGCAGUAUUUGACUCUCUGACAUCACGUGGCGUGCUUGCUCCUGAGAAAGUUGUAUUUGUAGCGGAUACUGGGUGAACAUUAGGUGUCUUGAAUAGGUUGCUAUUUGCUCUAAGGAGGACAGUCUGUAUGGGAGCCUGACUUCCAAAAUGGGUAGACAGAAAAUGUGGUCUUAAACAUGCUGCUACACAAAAUCCACAUUAAAGAGUGAGUUGUUUUAUGUUAAAUUAAAACCAAAUUGAAUAUAAAACUCAUAUUUUUGACCUUUAAGAGCUUUGUAACUGAGAAGUUUCUAUCACAUAAUUAAUAAACCUCCAGGAAGAUUUAAAACAAACAAAAAAAAUUGGUAUGUAAUUACUAAUGCAAUUGUCCUAUAAAAUCAGAAUUAUAAUAUUUUAAGACCUUUCUUAAAGAGUGAUCAAACAAUUUUAACUUAACAGGGGUAUUUUUUGUAAACAGCUCUAUAGAACUAAGGAAAAGAAUUGCUUUUCAUUUAUGCAUAACCUGGGAUUCAGGAAAUUUGAGUUUAAUUCCAUGUUCUCUCACUCUCUUUCUAAGAGACGCUUGUCAGGUUUUUAACACCUUAUUUUUUAAAAGGUAAUCAGACAACUAUGAAAUUUACAAGAUUUAAAAUACGUCAAGGCAUCUGAGAUGACAAAAAGUCAAUGGGAUUAAGGGACCCCUGUGCAUUUGUAAAUUCUAUCAGAUAACUAUUAUUUCAGUUUAAGCACUAUAUCUUCAAAAAGUCUCUACAAACCCUUGCGAAAUCAAGAUGUUAAAGUGGAUGCCUGUCUUUCUGUCGAUUGUGGAAAGAGCCACAAACCUCAAAUUCUCCCAGAGCGUCAGGAAGCUAAGAUAAUGCUUAAAAGACACAGAAGGGAUAGAAUUGAGAGAAAUACUUUUGUUUAAAUUUCCAAACAUAACAGACUGGUGCACAAAUGUCUAGUAUCAUCUUAAAUGUCCCAACAGUGCCCCCCUCCCCCCCAGCAAAUCACAAGACAUUCUGUAAAAUGCCUUCUGCACAUGAAGGCAUUGAGACACUUCACUGGCACAAAACAAAUCCACAUUUUAAGUUAAAUAAUUAUGACAUGCACUAGUGGUGCUGAAAUAAAAGUCUGAAUGUAAAGCAUUCAGGUAAGAAGGGAAGUAUCUAAGGAAUUCUAGCUGAUAAGCUUAUAUACAGAACUGAAGACAAAUUUGUAACAACAUUUGAAAGGAAUUUCAGGGAAGAAGGAAAAAGUCUUCCCUGCCCUCCCAAGAAAGCUGAAAAUGCCACUGGUUAGGAAAGUUCAGACAAUUUCUCUGUGGGGUCAGAACAUAAAAGAUUGCUAAUAUUUGGAUUUAAGAAUGCUACCACACAAAUCUGAAAAUGCUGUUAUUCUUGAAAAGCAACUUUGCAAUAUUGUCAGUGAGUCAAAUAGCAAGGAUUUGGAAAGCACCGACAGCAGAUGAUAUCUCUUGCACAAAGAUAUGUUUAAAUAUUUUAUACUUUCACGAUUUUUACUUAUUUUAUAAAUUUGCUCUGAAUUUUGCUGUUCAAAAUAAAAUCACAGGUGCUGAGGAUUUACUCUAGGUUGUGGAAGCAGAGUUCAUUAUGGAGCAAAGAGCGAUGAAUGAUUUGAUAGAUUACUGACAAUAUUAUUCUAGAGACUACCUUGAAAAUAUUCUUGCCUAAAGAAUAAGAUGUCCAUAUCCACAUAAAUACAACUGAUCUUUCACAACAGUAAACAAUGUGGUUCGGCAGGUGCUAUAUUCAUUUUAGAUUUACCUUGAUUAUUGUUAUGAAAGAGUUCUUAAGAUUGUGUUGCUAUGAAAUAACAAAUCUCUAUUAAAUGAAUACAAGAAGAAAAUAUAAUAAUCCACUGGGUUACAGGCAUUUCAUAUGACAUUAAUGACUGGAUUAUACUUGCUGAGAUUUAGGUUUGUAAAUUCUUUGCAGUUAUUUUAUUAGUUUUAUUAUUAUUAUUAACAUAGACAUUCAAAUCUUGUGUGUAUAGAAAUAUUUUUGAGCUUUACAAAUCUUCAUGAAAACAAAUAAUGAAAUGACCCCUAACAAUAACCCUACCGAGAUGACAUUUAAGUGUGAAUGAAAAUCAAAGUUUAUAGUACACCCCUUCACAACCUUCUCUUAAUGGCAAAUCUAUAAUAACCUGAUUCCUUUUCUCUUCUUAUUUAAAUCAAGAACCAGAUAAGUCAUCAGAACAUGAGCAACAGUUGCUAUUUUGAGCAAAACUAAGAUAAGUUCCUGUUCGGUUGGUUUUUUAAUGUUCUAUUUAUUUAAACUUCCUUUAUUCAACUUUAGUUUGCAAAUAAAAUCCCCAGAUAUUUUUUUCUAUCUUAUUUGCAUUGCUGUGGUCCCAGUCAAAAUACUUCUUAGGGUAUCUUGGGGUAUCUUGUCAAUGUGUAUAAAUACCUGAUGGACAGAAGUAAGAAGAUGGAGCCAGACUUUUCUUAGUGGUGCCCAGUGACAGGACAAGAGACAAUGGGCACAAAUUGAAAUGCAGAAAAUUCCACUAAAAUGUAAGAAAAAAGCUUCUUUAAUGUCAGGAUGUCAAGCAGUGGAUCAUGUUGCCCAGAGAAGUUGUGGUGUAUCAAUCCUUGGAGAAAUUCAAAACCCAACUAGAUUUGUCCUGAGCAUCCUGCUCUAACUGACCCUGCUGUAAGCAGGGAGGUUGGACUAGGUGAUCUCCAGAGGUUUCUUCCAACCUCAGCUAUUCUGUGAAUUAUGCUAAAAUCAUCCUGUCCGCUUAGGCUCCUAACCUCUAGUAAACUCAAUGGCAUUAGGGACAUCACUACAUAUGCAUAGUAACUAUGACUUGUUUUAGAGAGACAGCUCAGGGAGGAGUGGAGGAAUAGGAUAGCAAUCGGUAAAAUUACUAGCAAUGUGGAUAGUCUGGAGAGGGAUAAAUUAUUUACUGUCACUUCCAGUACAAGAAGUAAGGGUCGUCACAUGAAACUAGCUGGAGUCAGGAUGAAAACAAAAAACUGGAGGUGGUUCUUCGCACGAUGAGUAGCUGAGAUGAUAGACAUGGAGGCUUAGAGUUUACAUAGGUUGAAAAAGAGGCUGGACAAAUUCAUGAAAAACUAAUAAAUUGUGAGUUGCUUAAUACAGAGGAAUCACAUCUGGCUCAGGGAGUCCCUGAAUAGUGCUUGAUUAGCAUCUGGGGGAGCCACAUAACCUAGUCUGUUCCUAUAGGUUUUGCUGGGAUAUCAGCUUAUGCCAAUGCUGGAGAGGAUUACUACCCCAGUUUGACCAAUCUUAUUUUCUUAUUAUGAAUUUAUUGUAAAUUUAAUUGAUCCUCAAAUCACCAUUCCCUCAGUUCUAAUUUUCCAAAUUGCAUAGAUAAAGCCAGUUCUUUCUUUUUUAUUACAUAUCACAUGCAUAUAUGCAUGCAUAUUUUAUGAUUUCCUUCAGAUUUCAACUAUUGUAAUUGUCAUAUUUCCUUCAAUUCUGCACACCUUUAUAUAGUACUUACUUACACACUUUUGUCUUUAAAAGAGGGACACUAACACUGAUAGCUGUCAGUGAUGAUGAUACAGUUCAUCUUAGUCUAUAUUUUAAAUAUUUCAUUACUGCGUAAAGAUGAUGAUAACCUCUACAAUACGUCAUCUUUUGCAUGCAUUUCACUUCAUUAGCUGUCCUGGUUACUUCCCUGUGUCCUGAGAACACAUGAAGACAGAGAAGGGGGAAUGCAGUGACUGGCUGGCGGGAUGAGUGGCCAGUGUUAGUCCAGUAUUCAGAAGCGCAGCCUACUGCUCCCCUGCUAUGUGUUGUAAUGUUAGAGGUGAUUUAUUGUUCUCACAUGUUGAAUAUUGUGCAUUGACUAGUCAAAUGCAUGUUUUUCUACUAUAUGCCUCUGUCAGAAAGGAUAAUUCAAGAAGCAUAAAUUAAUACCCUUCUUUCUCUGAAGCUAUGAAGGUGUAUGGGGAGGAAAUGGAAUCAUAUUAGGAGAGAUGAAAAAAUAAAUACGCCUUAACAGAAUGUCGUAUAUUAUUUGGUCACAUACCUACAGUAAAUAGUUACAUUUUUAA